Messenger RNA from Ceratitis capitata (Mediterranean fruit fly), 840 nucleotides. Its product is annotated as pupal cuticle protein Edg-78E. Gene Ontology annotation, cellular component: chitin-based extracellular matrix. Gene Ontology annotation, molecular function: structural constituent of chitin-based larval cuticle. The transcript is spliced from 2 exons. The record is from RefSeq and is a predicted model, not a curated record. NCBI's taxonomy places the organism in Eukaryota, Metazoa, Arthropoda, Insecta, Diptera, Tephritidae. Bases 63 to 434 code for a protein of 123 amino acids.
CGACGAGUCCUGCUGCAGAGAGCUCAAGAAGUCAAGUGAAACGACUAAAUCUACAACUUAAAAUGUAUAAAUAUCUCAUUUGUCUGUCUGCUCUGUUCGCGUUGACCUUCGUCAGCGCAGACAACAUUGAUAAAAAUGCCGAAAUACGCAGCUUUCAAAAUACCGCAACCGAUGCCGAGGGCAACUACCAGUUCUCCUACGAGACUAGCAAUGGCAUACAACAACAGGAGGCUGGCAGUUUGGCCGGUGUGCGCGGCUCAUUGAAUUACGUAUCGCCCGAAGGUGAACGCAUCUCCUUGAGCUACACAGCCGAUGAGGAAGGCUUCCAUCCGACCGGUGAUCAUCUGCCAACGCCGCCGCCAGUACCGGCGUAUGUUUUGCGUGCCUUAGAGUAUAUUCGCUCACAUCCACCGCAACUGAAAGAGGAGGCAUAAGCAGCGUAGCCGAAUACCCACAUACAUGGAAAAAAAAACAUUAAAGGCUGUGGCGUACGAAGUGGCAGCAGACGAUGCGUAACUGUUCGUUUUAUGGGUCAAAUGCUAGACUAAACAAAUGCAUUGACAUGUCACGAGUUGACGUGUUAAUUGACUCAUAAUAAUUGUUUAUUGUUUGAUGCCUUAUGAUUUAUGUUUUUUUCUUUUCAAUUUUGUUAAUUUUUUUGUUUAAUUAAUUUUUUUUUUCAACACAUUACCAACACUUCUGCUUAUCCGUAUAUGCAUCUUAUGUUUUUUGUUUUUUCACGCGCUAAGCUUGACGUAUAAGCGCGCGCAUAGUCAUUAUUUGUAAUUAAUUGUUUUUGUUUUAUAAUUUGAAUAAAAAAAUCAGAUUUAGAUACCUCAA